AUGGCGCUGAGCUUGCUGGAGGACUGGUGCAAGAGGCUGGAGGUGGACGUCCACAAGGCCCUGCUGGUGACCGAAAUCCCCGUGGCCCUGGGGCAGGCGGACAUCGAGGCCGUCCUGCAGCGGGCUUUCCUGCCCCUGGGCGCGUUCUGGCUGCGGAACAUCAAGGCUGUGAGGAAGAAGAAGGCCAAGGCCGCCCUGGUGGAGUUCGUGGGGACCCUCAAUCACGCCACCAUCCCCAGGGAGAUCCCAGGUGGGGACAGGGUGUGGAGGGUGCUGUGCAAGGACCGUGCCGAGGACACGAGGGUCCUGAGGCAGAUGAAGCACUUGCUGCUGGAUGAAAGGCCCACCCCGGCCACAGGGGACAGGGACCCCAGGGACAAGCCCAUCCCUCUGGUCUCAGGGAAGGCCGAGCCCCCUCCCAGUGCAGUGAGGAAGGCCAGGCAGGGCCUGAGGGGCUGAGGAAGAAGGGUCAGAGGCCACAGGCUGACAAAGAAGGGCAGGAAGAGGGGCCGAGGAGGACGGCUGUCCCCCUGUGUGAGGAGCGAGUUGGAAGACUCUUACGACGAGGAGAGUCUGGGCCUUGUCAUCCAGGAGGUCGACGAGGAUGAUUUGAGUGAAGAUGAGGACCAGCAUGCACUCUACCCCACGCUCCAGGCUGCGGCCAAGGAGCUCAUUAAGAAGUGGGCCUAUCAGAGCGAGGACAGGGAGGACAGAGAUGGGCCCCGAGAGUUCCUGGCCCUGGUGACCGUGACAGACAAAGCCAAGAAGGAGCUUCCAGGGGCCAAGUUGAUCAGCUUGAACAUCACAGAAGACAGGAGUAGCAUCCCCGACCUGGUGGCCCUCCUGGCCGUGAGAGACACCUCAGACGUGGAGCCGAUGGACAGUGACGCUUCUGAAAGUGAGGCCCAGGGAAAUAGGGAUGAAGAAAAAGGAGGAGUGGACAACCCUAAGUUUAUGGCCAUCGUGGCCUAUACGGACCCGUCCAAUCCCUCCGCCCGGGAGGAGAUGUUGAAAAUAGCCUCCGUGAUCAAGUCACCAGGCUGGAGUGACAGGAAAGACAAGGCGGGCAGGACAGACGCACUGCCGGAGGUCUUGUCUGUCAUGGCCAAGGACACUUCCGGAACCCGCGUGAAGGUGGAGGAAGCCGGCCACGAGGUGGACGCCGUGGUCCUCAGGAAGGCCAAAGACGAUGGGAAUCUUCUGGAAUGCAUUUCCACGUUGGCUGAGCCAGAAAACCCCAAGGGGAAGGCUCAUCGCGGUGUCCUGGGAGGCUGGGGUGAUGAUGAUGAUGAUGGUGAUGAUGAUGAUGAUGAUGAUGAUGAAGAUGAGGGGCGCCUCCCGGAGUUAGUGGCCCUCCUGGCGGCCCAGGACAUGGCUGAGGUGGUGAAGGAGGAAAAGGAAAACGCUUGGGAAGGCGGGAAGUACAAAUAUGCCAGAGGCAACCUGGGGGAGGUCCUGGCUCUCCUGGCUGCCCCCGAGAACCUGGAGUCGGACCAGGGGUCUGAGGAGGGGGAGGACGCGGAGUCCGAAGAGGAGUCGGAAGACACGGAGAGCGAGGAGUCAGAGCCCGAGGACAGGGUGUCCACCUCCAGGGGCCUGCGCCCAGCGGGGGCUUCCACGGCGGCGGCUCCCACCGCAUCAGGGUCUCGCAAAACCCGAGGAGGCGGCCGAGGUCGCGGCCGUGGCCGGGGAGCCACUCCUGAGAGGAGCACUGGGAGCCGGGCGAGGACCCAGGACGAAGCCGCGGGGAGCAAGAAGAAGAAGAAGGCGGGUCCGGGCGCCGGGGCGCACUCCAAGGCCGGAGAGGCCAAGGGUCAGCCGCCGAGCGGCGCCAAGUCGGCGCGUGGGAAGCAGGCCCGGCGGGGCAGGAGGCUGCCGCCCAAAUGCCGCUAGAGGGGGCCGGACACCAGGCUGCGA
Choloepus didactylus (southern two-toed sloth) is the source of this 1917-nucleotide messenger RNA. Its product is annotated as paraneoplastic antigen-like protein 8B. The record is from RefSeq and is a predicted model, not a curated record. NCBI's taxonomy places the organism in Eukaryota, Metazoa, Chordata, Mammalia, Pilosa, Megalonychidae.